Molecule: messenger RNA, 1569 nt
Organism: Pyricularia oryzae 70-15
Lineage: Eukaryota; Fungi; Ascomycota; Sordariomycetes; Magnaporthales; Pyriculariaceae
Product: peroxisomal biogenesis factor
Exons: 2
Coding region: 580-1284 (234 amino acids)
Biological process (GO): regulation of peroxisome size; peroxisome fission
Cellular component (GO): peroxisomal membrane
Source: RefSeq, a predicted model, not a curated record
AGUGGUCUGAACAAGCAUCUCUCGGAUUGAUCAGGACCAAAAAGUCGCGUAAUUAAACACGCAAGUCUCCCUUCAUGCCGCGAACCUCGAUGUCUUUUGCCGAGCCUUCGUCCCUUGCGACAGCAUACUGUGUGUGGGCAGGCACUUUGCUGGUUACGCGACCCCACACGUGCACAGAUGCUUGACAUGCGCCUGUCCUCAGCCUGAACCUGAACCUCGGCAUGUGCGACGGCACCGCGGCGUGCAGUCCAAGAACCUCCAGGUCUUGGCGGCUUGUUGAUGUUCCAAACGAACCAUUGCGCAACCGUCUCUUCUGCCGGUUAAGGUUCUGCAUACGGUACAUAUCUGCUGUCUCCUCGGGCCAAACGACAACCUUUUAAUUAUCUUCAAUUGAAUACUUGGCCUGCUGACAGCAAUUUGGACUUUGAUCUUGCAGAAUUACUGCACCAUCGCCAAUCGAGAACGAUCGCAUCGCAGAAAGCAAGCCAUCCGCAACUACCGAAGUCCGCAUAUCCAGAAUCCAAAGUAGAGGAGAAAAAACCCGGACACACAACAAAACAACAAACCAAAUAGCCCAAAAUGGUCGCCGACGCCCUCGUAUACCACCCCACGGUGUCGCACUACCUCAAGUUCGUCGCCACGACCGUGGGUCGCGACAAGGUGCUGCGCGUGAUCCAGUACUUUGCCCGCUUUUACGCCUGGUACCUGUUCCGCACCAACGGCACGCCCGGCGAGAUCGCCCCCUGGGCCGCCAUCAAGAAGCAGUUUGGCCUCGUGCGCAAGUUUAUGCGCGUCGGCAAGAACGUCGAGCACCUGCGCGCCGCCGCCGUCGCCGCUGACGCUAAGACUGCCGACCCCGUCGUGCGCUACACCACCGUCGGCCGCCAGCUCGGCUACGCCGGCUACCUGACCUUUGACGCGGCUACCGUGCUCGACGCCGCCGGCAUCAGACCCUCCAAGAACGCCGCCAGGCUCGGCAGGGAGGCCUUUAGAUUCUGGGCCUUUGGCUUGACCUUUAGCAUCGUCGGCCAGCUGUACGCUCUGUGGAGGCUGAAGGAGCGCGAGGCCAGGGUCGACCGCAAGGAGGGUGAGGGUGUUGUCGAGGGCAAGAGGAUCGCAAUUGAGAGGGCGGCCGCCCGCACCCAGCUCAUCUCUGACCUGUGCGAUCUGACCAUCCCGACAUCGGCUUUGGGCUGGAUUCCCUUUGACGAUGGCAUUGUCGGUAUCGCUGGUACCGUGAGCAGCUUGAUCGGUGUCAUGGCACAAUGGAAGAAGACCGCAUGAGUGGCUGCUCAAACCGGUCUUUCAGGUGUUGGCGCAGAAGUGGUUUCCCGGUGAUAUUUGGGGGGGGAAUGGGGGGCUCUACGAGAAUCAAAGUUUGGCGAGUUGAAAAUUGUUCGAUAAUAUUUGGGUUCAACACUUUGGUUGCUUUGUCGCAUUUGGAAACUUGACAGCCCGUCCUCUAUAUUCUAUUUUGUUCUUCUUGUAAGCCAGCACCUACCUGUCUACAGUAUGGAUUGUAUAUUAUAAUCGAUCGAUUGCUUUUUUGAGUGGUCUGGUGCUUCCUCA